AUGUUUCAAUCACGGGCGCUUGCUCCGCAGCAGCAGGCCGUUGACUGGAAAUCCAGCGCCUUUGCACGCUCUGUCGUUCAGCGGACGGACCACGUCGCCCGCAUGUGCUGCCGCCACCUGAUGCGUCCUGAAGGCGUUGGAGACGUUCGCCAAAGGCCUUUGUGCGCGCUGUCACUCUGCCCUCGAUGCAUGGACGAGCUGAUGCCGAUCGCAUGGAAGACCAAACUUUUAGAUGAACCAGUUAGGCAUCAAAUAAGAAUACUGUGGACAAAUCCUGGGCUUAAGAUGGAAGUUGAGACAAAUAAGAAUGGUGAUAUCAACUACGAGAAAUGGAAAAUGGCAGAGAUUUAA
Gryllus bimaculatus (two-spotted cricket) is the source of this 351-nucleotide messenger RNA. The record is from the annotation of a GenBank genome assembly. NCBI's taxonomy places the organism in Eukaryota, Metazoa, Arthropoda, Insecta, Orthoptera, Gryllidae.